CCGAUGCAUCAAAGCCAUGAUGCUUCUUCAUGAACUCGGAAAGCUUGGGGAACGUGAGAGGUCAGCUUGUGGCUUCCCCCAAAAAGGCCUCGAUGAUGAUCCUCUUGAGGGGCUCCCAUCGUUGAUCUUAAGGGAUGUCAUGGAACGUGGCCUGGGGGGCCGAGCCAAAGGUUCUCGGGGCAUCCAUCACUGCCACAAAUAAUUGAGGCAACAGUGAUG
Colletotrichum phormii is the source of this 219-nucleotide messenger RNA. RefSeq lists its product as uncharacterized. The record is from RefSeq and is a predicted model, not a curated record. Lineage: Eukaryota; Fungi; Ascomycota; Sordariomycetes; Glomerellales; Glomerellaceae. The transcript has a single exon. Bases 17 to 202 code for a protein of 61 amino acids.